Rotaria sp. Silwood2 is the source of this 387-nucleotide messenger RNA. The record is from the annotation of a GenBank genome assembly. NCBI's taxonomy places the organism in Eukaryota, Metazoa, Rotifera, Eurotatoria, Philodinida, Philodinidae.
AUGGCAAAAUCAUAUUCAAAUGCAUAUCGUAGUUCAUUUACAGAUGAUGAUUCUGGUAUUAGUUGUGAUUAUGAUUAUUCAUCAUCAAGUGAACUUAAUUCAUCAAGAAUGACAUUAAUUGAACCAUGUUUACAAAUUCAACCACAAACAAUACCAUUACCUAUUCCAGGAGUCGUUGGACGAAAACGAACUAAUACAGUACCUUUAAUUAAAUUCCCAUCAGAUGGUAUUAGUGAACGUAUACGUCCAGCAACAAUGAAAAAUAGUAAAAAUAGUGAUUUUAUUAUUUGUCACACAAAUCGUGGAGCAUAUAUUGCUUAUCGAACAUCAAUAGUUCCUGAAUGGGUUACAAAACUUGUACAUGAAAUUGAAUUACAACAACGAUAA